This is a messenger RNA of Pteronotus mesoamericanus, 1130 nucleotides long. It is a transcript of the gene C1QTNF9, whose product is annotated as C1q and TNF related 9. The record is from RefSeq and is a predicted model, not a curated record. Bases 79 to 1077 code for a protein of 332 amino acids. The transcript has 4 exons. NCBI's taxonomy places the organism in Eukaryota, Metazoa, Chordata, Mammalia, Chiroptera, Mormoopidae. Gene Ontology annotation, molecular function: protein binding.
AGUUUGCCUUUGGGUCCUGGUUUGCACAGUACCUGGGUGCAGCCCGCAGCCCUGGGGGGCAGCUCUGUCACCUGAACCAUGAGGAUCUGGUGGCUCCUGCUUGCCACUGGAAUCUGCGUAGGGAAUGUGAACUCACAGGACACAUGCCGGCAAGGGCACCCUGGUGUCCCUGGGAAUCCCGGUCACAAUGGUUUGCCUGGAAGAGAUGGACGAGAUGGAGCAAAGGGUGACAAAGGGGAUGCAGGAGAACCAGGACAUCCUGGUGGUCCAGGGAAGGAUGGAAUGAAUGGAGAAAAAGGAGAACAAGGAGCAGAUGGAAAAGUUGAAGCAAAAGGCAUCAAAGGAGAUCCAGGCUCCAGAGGACCCCCAGGGAAACAUGGGCCCAAGGGCCUUGUUGGCGCCAUGGGGCAGAAAGGCCUCAGAGGAGAGACUGGUCCUCAAGGGCAAAAGGGGGAGAAAGGUGAUGUGGGUCCCAUUGGUCCAGAAGGGCUAAAGGGCAACAGUGGACCGUCGGGCCCAACUGGUUUACCUGGCCCCAUAGGCCCCAGUGGAAAGCCUGGUCCCAAGGGAGAUGCUGGGCCCCUAGGACCUCAGGGUGAGCCAGGAGUCCGGGGAUUGAGAGGCUGGAAAGGGGAUCGAGGAGAAAAAGGGAAAACCGGUGAGAUUCCAGUCCUGCCAAAAAGUGCUUUCACUGUGGGGCUCACUGUGCUGAGCAAGUUUCCCUCUUCAGAUGUACCCAUUAAAUUUGACAGGAUCUUGUAUAAUGAAUUCAACCAUUAUGACAUAGCUACGGGAAAAUUCAUUUGCCACAUUGCCGGGGUCUAUUACUUCACCUACCAUAUCACUGUUUUCUCCAGAAAUGUACAGGUAUCUUUAGUCAAAAAUGGGGUAAAAAUGCUGCACACCAAGGAUGGUUACAUCAGCUCUGAGGACCAGGCCUCCAGCGGCAUUGUACUGCAGCUGAAGCUUGGGGACGAGGUGUGGAUGCAGGUGACGGGAGGCGAGAGGUUUAAUGGCUUGUUUGCAGAUGAGGAUGAUGACACAACUUUCACGGGCUUCCUUUUGUUCAGCAGCUAAUGGUGGAGACAUGUUUAUAAACCUGCUUUGCCAUCCAUCUGAAUUAGCACGGU